AUGCAGUCGAGCGGUGUCAGGCUGGCACGCUCGGCUUGGAAGGGACCGUACUUCACUUCCUUUCCGAUCCAGCGUAAGCCUGCAGGACCGGGUCAGGCGCCUCAGGUCAUCCUGACCGAUCAUCGAGCGUGUACCAUUCUGCCCAGCUUCGUAGGGAUGCGAUUCGCUGUUCACAAUGGAAAGAGCUACUUGCCCAUCACGAUCACGAGCGCUAUGGUCGGUCACAAGCUAGGAGAGUUCAGCGUCACCCGGAAACGAUUCUCGUACAAGCAGAGCAAGAACAGGUAG
Molecule: messenger RNA, 288 nt
Organism: Mixia osmundae IAM 14324
Lineage: Eukaryota; Fungi; Basidiomycota; Mixiomycetes; Mixiales; Mixiaceae
Exons: 4
Coding region: 1-288 (95 amino acids)
Biological process (GO): translation; ribosomal small subunit assembly
Cellular component (GO): ribosome; cytosolic small ribosomal subunit
Molecular function (GO): RNA binding; structural constituent of ribosome
Source: RefSeq, a predicted model, not a curated record